Messenger RNA from Euleptes europaea (tarantolino), 3600 nucleotides. It is a transcript of the gene BAG6, whose product is annotated as BAG cochaperone 6. Bases 33 to 3566 code for a protein of 1177 amino acids. Gene Ontology annotation, cellular component: BAT3 complex. The transcript is spliced from 25 exons. Gene Ontology annotation, molecular function: polyubiquitin modification-dependent protein binding; misfolded protein binding. The record is from RefSeq and is a predicted model, not a curated record. Lineage: Eukaryota; Metazoa; Chordata; Lepidosauria; Squamata; Sphaerodactylidae.
GCAGAGCGGGAGGGAGCGUGUGACAAGGCAUCAUGGCAGAGCCGGAGAACCUCGAGGUGAUGGUGAAAACUUUGGACUCUCAGACCAGGACCUUCACGGUGGAGGCUGAGAUCACGGUCAAAGAGUUCAAGGAGCACAUUGCGGGCUCGGUCAGCAUCCCCUCCGAAAAGCAGCGCCUCAUCUAUCAAGGGAGAGUCCUGCAAGAUGACAAGAAGCUGAAAGAAUACAAUGUCGGUGGCAAAGUCAUCCACUUGGUGGAGCGUGCCCCUCCCCAGACGCAGUCGCCCUCGGGGGGGCCCUCCGGAGCGGGCCCAUCGCCGGUCCCCCACAACGGCACAGGCUCCCGGGGGGCGGGCCCCACCGUGCACGACCGCAACGCCAACAGCUACGUCAUGGUGGGAACCUUCAACUUACCAGUAAGCAUUAUGGACCCGCAGCCACCCACACAAAGCGAAGGAUCGUCUGUGGACGUUCAUAUAAAUAUGGACCAGGCUCCUGUACAGAGCGAACCUCGGGUCCGCCUCGUCAUGGCCCAGCACAUGUUACGGGACGUCCAGGGCAUCCUGAACCGGCUAGAGGGCCAGGGCAACAGCCAAGCUGCCUCGGGAUCCGAGGAAGCGCCGUCGGCCAGCCCCACCGAACGGGAGCUGAUGGAGGGAGCGGAGUCCGAGCCUCCCAGCGAGCCCACGCCGGCCGAGGAGACGCCCCCAUCGGGGUCUGAGCUGCCCCCAGCGGCUGAGGCUGCUGCACCCAACCACCCAUCGCCGGCAGAGUACGUGGAGGUGCUGGGGGAGCUCCGCGGGGUGGAGAGCAGGCUGCAGCCCUUCCUGCAGAGAUACGAGGAGAUCUUGGGAACCGCUGGCACCGCUGACUACAACAAUAAUACGGAGGGCCGUGAGGAGGACCAGCGCAUCAUCAACUUGGUGGGGGAGUCGCUGCGCCUGCUGGGGAACACAUUCGUGGCCCUCUCAGACCUGCGCUGCAACCUCUCCUGCAACGCCCCCCGCCACCUCCACGUGGUGCGGCCGAUGUCCCACUACACCGCCCCCAUGGUGCUGCAGCAGGCGGCCAUUCCCAUCCAGAUCAACGUGGGAACCACUGUCACCAUGACGGGCAAUGGCUCUCGCCCUGCCCCGGCUGGCUUGGAAGCCUCUGCCCAGGCCGCCCAGCCUGCUCCCCCCGCCCAGCCCAGCGCUCCUGCAGAGGCCGGGCGGCCCUCAGAGGGGCUGCCGCCUUCCUCUUCCCCGGGAAGCACCCCGACUCAGACGCAGGCCUCCCAGACGGGACACCCUCGCGUGAUCCGCAUCUCGCAUCAGACAGUUGAACCGGUGGUUAUGAUGCACAUGAACAUACAAGAUUCCGGCUCCCAGAUGGGAGGAAGCAGUGCUGGGGGAGCACCACCCAUGGGGCCUGCUGGACCCGGCCAAGGAAUGGGUGGGGCUCCUCACAUGCCCCUCCCCAGCCUCCCGCCAGAGUUCAUGCAGGCAGUGGCCCACCAGAUAACGCAGCAAGCCAUGGCUGCGGCAGCCUCCGCGGCCACAGGCCAGCAGGUCCCCGGCUUCCAGUCUGCGCCAACACGUGUGGUGAUUGCCAGGCCCUCCGCUCCUUCUGUGCGGCCCACUCACCCUGGGUCGCCCCAGGCACCAGGACAAGGGGGCCCUGGCAUGGGCGGAAAUGCCUCCUUGGCCCAGAUGAUCAGUGGGUUGGUCGGGCAGCUCCUCAUGCAGCCAGUGAUAGUGGCUCCGGGCAGUGGGACCUCCUCGUCAGCGUCCUCUUCCGUCAGCGGCCAGGCCGCCUUCAGCACCGGCACCUCCGCCUCUCCUCCCACGGCCUCCGCCAGCGCCGGCACAACCAACACUGCCACCACAGCCGCGGGGGGCAGUUCGGCCGGCGCCCCCGGGGGACCCGUCCCCUCUGGCCAGCCUCCGAUGGCCGCCGAGCUCCAGUUCUCUCAGCUGCUGGGGAACAUCCUCGGGGCAGCGGGCUCCAGCAUGGCCGGGGUGGCUGGCGUGGGGUCCCCCACCAUCACCGUGGCCAUGCCGGGGGUCCCCGCUUUCCUGCAAGGCAUGACAGACUUUCUGCAGGCGACGCAGAUGGGGCCGGCCCCUCCGCACACCCCGGAGCAGGCGCCCCCUCCUCCGGCGGCCUCUCCACCACCUCCCCCCUCCGCCCCUCAGAGCGGGCCGGAGGCGCCCCCCGCCGGGGCGGGCGGGGGCAGUGGAGUCCGGGGCGGGGCCUCGGCGGAUGCGCUGCCGCCCGAGUUCUUCACCAGCGUGGUGCAGGGGGUGCUGUCGUCCAUGAUGGGCUCCCUCAGCGCCCAGCAGGGCAGCACGGAGAGCAUCGCCGACUUCAUCCAGCGCCUGAGCGGCACCAGCAACCUCUUUGAGCCCGGCACCGAGGGGGCUCUCGGCUUCUUCGGGGACUUGCUCUCCUUGAUCUGCCAGAACUUCUCCAUGGUCGACAUGGUGAUGCUGCUGCACGGGCAGUUCCAGCCACUGCAACGGAUCCAGCCCCAGCUCAGCCGCUUCUUCCGGGAGGAGUACCUGCACGGCCAGGAGCCCACCGAGCGCAAUGUCCGGAUGGCCACUUACAACUUGAUCAAUGGCUUAGAGGAGUACAUCCGUGAGAGCUUUGCCUCUGUCCAAGUCCAGGACGGCGUCGACAUCACCCGCACCAACCUGGAGUUCCUGCAGGAGCAGUUCAACCGGAUCGCCACGCACAUCCUGCACUGCACAGACAACUCCUUCGGGUUCCGGCUGCUGGAGCUGUGUAACCAGGGCCUCUUUGAGUGCCUGGCCCUGAACCUCUACUGCUUGCAGGGGGAGCAAGCGGCCCUGACUGCUGUCAUCAACGACCGCAUUAGGCGGAUGUCGGCGGACAUGAACCCAUCCCUGGUGAGCUGGCUCACCACCAUGAUGAGCAUGCGGUUGCAGGUCAUCCUGGAGCACAUGCCCGUCACGGAGGAACACAUCCUGCAGUACGUCCGCAGGGCGGGCGAUCCCCCCCAGCCUGUUCCUGAAGAGCCCAUGGACUUGCAGGCUGCUGAGCAGCUUUCCGAAGCCCUACAGCGCGAGAGUGUGGCCUCCCCGGCCCCAGCCACCACGGCAGAGGAGGCCAUGCCCCAGCAGCGGGGAGAGCCGGAGCAUGAAGAGCCCCAGCCAGGGGAGCCCCCCGCUCCCGACACAGAGCCCUGGGCCGCCGCUGUGCCCCCUGAGUGGGUGCCCAUCAUCCGCGAAGACAUCCAGAGCCAGCGCAAGCUCAAACAGCAGCCGCCCCUCAGCGACGCCUACCUGAGCGGCAUGCCGGCGAAGCGGCGCAAGACCAUGCAGGGCGAUGGGCCCCAACUGCUUCUGUCCGAGGCAGUCAGCAAAGCGGCCAAAGGGGCUGGCGUGAAGCCCCUGACCAGCCCCGAUAGCCUCCACCGGGACCUUGCAGACCCAGCUCUACAGGAGGGCUACCGCCAACAGCUGAAAUCUGACCUGCAGAAGCGUCUGCAAGCGGACCCCAGCUUCACUCCCCAGAGGUUCCCCAAUGCCCAGCAGGCCUUUGUGGCCGAGGACUCGUAAUGGCUGGCACCGCAGCCCUCCUGGGCCGGAGGCG